Nothobranchius furzeri (turquoise killifish) is the source of this 540-nucleotide messenger RNA. Lineage: Eukaryota; Metazoa; Chordata; Actinopteri; Cyprinodontiformes; Nothobranchiidae. The record is from RefSeq and is a predicted model, not a curated record.
AUGCUGAGCAGGGUUCUGUUUGCCUGUGUGUGUCUGGGUCUGUACAGCGCAUGCUCCUCUCUGAGCUGCAGGUGGAUGGAUCAAAAAUUCAGUCAGUUCAGUGGAACAUCCUUAGACCUGCUGGAUAUGAUGGCUAAUAACUCCACUAACAGCACUGAGGCUGAGGAGAACACUGUAGGCUUCCCUCAUCAUCUGUACCACCAGGCCUCCAAAGCUUCAGCGGAGGAUAAAGUAGCGUUCAUGGUCCAGAUUCUGGAGGAGGUGUUGUCCCUGUUUGAGGAGGACCACAGCUCUUCAUCUUGGGAGGAGACCACAGAGGAGAACUUUCUCAGCGUCAUCAACCAACAGGCUGAAGAGCUCCACUCCUGCGUAGGCCACACGAAGAUGAAUGUGAAGCUGCAGAAGUAUUUCAAGAGACUGUCAGAUGAAAUCCUGAAGAAAAUGGGCCACAGCGCUGAAGCCUGGGAGCUGAUCAGGAAGGAAAUCAAAGCUCAUCUGAUCAAAGUAGACAAUCUCCCAUCUUUACUCACCAGAAACUGA